GCAACAACCUUUAACCACGUUUAGUCAAUCUUACCUUAUAAGCAGAAGCUAUGAUAUUAUGAUAUGAUGAGAUACUCAUAUUACUUCUAUGAUUAAGAUUAACUAUAUAACCUGGAAGUUAUUAAGGUACAAAAACUAAUUUAGCUGGUAAGAAUAUUCUGGUCUGACUACCUUAGCUACGUGUAAUGACCACCCCCGUUGCUUGGGCCUUGGAUUAAGCUCUGGCUAUCGUUUGAGAUGGAAGCUUUCUGAGGCCUCUUUCUUAAACACGAGUCUAUUAGUAUGAUGAUGGUUUUAGGAGGAAGUAUAUACGAAACUCCCGCUAUGCAAAAGGAUAACUUAGGUACCUAACCUAAACAAUAAGCAGUGCCACGUUUCUUUUAUUUCAUUCAUCCGCCUACACACGAUCCUUUACCCGUUACGCACGGCCGUUUUGAUGUAAUCUACCUAAUUUAAACUGCUUCCUCGGCCACUCUCUUACAAUACCUGCUGUGGUCAAAUACAACAUUGUAUCCAGGUGGGAUAACUUGAAGCAAGAUAAAAAUGGACUUCGUAACUCUCCCAGCCGAAGUUCGGCUGUCAAUACUAGAAAUGGUGGCUGAUUCCUCGACGGAGAUGACAAUCGAAUACGCUACCGUCUCUAAAGAGUGGCAGUCGGUCUUCGAGAAAAAGCAUUUCGAGCGGAUUCUCUUGUCGUCCCGGCGUUUGAAGAGUUUCGCUCAGAUUGUACAAGGAUCGAGGAGAAAGCUAGUGAAGCAUAUCUGGUUAAGGGCGGAAUUUGACGACGACGACAACCCCGGAUUUCGAUCCCCUAUAAGUCUUAUAGAUGAACCCGAAUUUUUCAAUACAAUUGAGAGGCUCCUCCGAAUACUCAGCACCUGGGAAAGGCCCGUCGAUUUGAACAAGGAAGGGUUGACACUUGAGCUGUCCGCGUGGUCUCUGUGCGAUAACGAGUUUGACCUAAGAUUUGUGAAUGAUCCGUACUCAGAAUCCUUCAGGAGGGUUAGGUUUACCAUUAAUCACAAUAUGCUGUCCGGAUCGACGUUUGGUCGCGCCUUUCCUUCUCGGGGGGCCUCAUCGCGCUCUAGUAACGACUUGGCGAUAAAAGCGGAAGGUACAGCAACAGAAGAUAUGCCUAAAGUCGAUAUAGUCACUACGUUUCUUCUUCGUCGACAGUAUUAUGCUCGUGUAUCCUCAGACCGUAUCGCACAAAUUUUCGGAAGCUUGGUUGGGUUGGAACGAAUUAUUUACGAACCACCAGAAAGCGCAGGUAACGUCCUUGAAACUUUGCAGGAGAAACGCCAUUGGCUUCUUUCCGAUAAUAACCUUCCGCAAACACUUAAGCAACUGACCAUUUUCGAAGACCCUUUUCACCGCAACUCCCUUAUGGCUUCGAAUCGAGUAUGUGCUGCGAAUAAUCCUGAGAUCGCUAUGACCUUGUUUAGAGAGAGUCUAAAUCUGGAGCACUUGUCUGCGUCUUUCAUAGUGGAUGCCAAGGACUUCUUCCAACCAUUCUGGCCGUCAACCCUAGCUUAUACAAACUGGACCUGGCAUAAACUAAAAACUAUAGCUCUUACAUCGAAACUUCUAGAUCCGUAUCAAUCGUCAGAGGAGGUUAACGGCUUACUUUAUGUCGCGGGUAUCGCCGCGAGAAAUAUGCCUGCUCUCCGAGUGAUGGAAAUUUGGAAUGGAUUCAGAACAAGCUACGGUUGCUUUUUUCGUUAUUACGAUGAUGGAAGUGCUAGCACUAUUACGUGGCGGGGUACUUGGGAACUUGAUUUAGAGCCAAGGGUUAUGUAUUGUUGGACUGAGACGGUGCGCAAGAAUACCGGCUAUCACGACGUUGGAUUCCGCGAUAUGGAAUUGCCAAUAGAUGGUACAAGCUUCCCAGCUUCUAUUCUUCGCCAUCUUAAGCUAAAAGACCAAAUUGCACAUCCGAUGUCGCUUCACCAGCUUCAACUUUUAGGGGAGCCGAGAAGACAUAAUCAGUGGUUUUACUACUAGAGAUAGGUACAUAAGUGCUGGUCUUCAUAUAGUAGU
Molecule: messenger RNA, 2040 nt
Organism: Daldinia loculata
Lineage: Eukaryota; Fungi; Ascomycota; Sordariomycetes; Xylariales; Hypoxylaceae
Exons: 2
Coding region: 544-2004 (486 amino acids)
Source: RefSeq, a predicted model, not a curated record